AUGUUUCGAUGGAUAGUGGUUAUCAACAACCCCAAGGUCAUCGAUGAAGUCCGUGCUCUCCCAGACAGCGUCCUGUCUUCUCGCGAAGCCAACGAGGAGAUAGUUCAAACGCAAUUCACCCUGGGAGAACAUAUUAGCAAGAACGGGUACCAUGUUCCUGGCAUCCGCACCCGGUUGACUCGGGAAAUUCCCCGUCUCGUGCCCAGCAUUUAUGAGGAGGUCGUAGUUGGAUUCAAGGACUUUAUUCCACCAACAGAUGAUUGGUCCAGCAUCAAGGUUCUUGACACCAUGAUGAAGAUCGUUGCGCGUGCCAGCAACCGCAUAUUCAUCGGCGCUCCUCUUUGCAGAGACCCAGACUACAUCGAUCUUAACGUCCAGUUUACAGUAGACGUUGUGAGGGCUGGUGAAAUUCUCUGCAUGGUGCCGCAUGCACUUCGUCCAUUUGUCAACGCUUUAUUUUCCAACGUUCCGAAGAGGAUAGAAUGCGUUCUGAAACACCUCGCACCUGUGUUUUCUGCGAGGAGGAAGGGGCGCGAAGAGAUGGGAGAUGAUUAUCCAGGAAAGCCGCAGGACCUUCUAUCAUGGCUUAUGGACGUAGCAAAGGGAAAAGAGACAACGGAUUGGUAUCUCACGUCAAGGAUAUUGACGGUCAACUUCUCGGCCAUUCACACCUCGUCUAUGGCCUUCACGCAGGCACUGUUUUACCUGGCAGUGUAUCCAGAUUACAUGCAGCCUUUGCGCGAGGAAGUAGAGGAUGUUAUUAAGCGGUACGGCUGGUGUAGGGAUGCACUGGACGAGAUGCAUCGCGUCGAUAGCUUCAUCAAGGAGUCGCAGAGACUGUGCCCGAUAAGUAUCCUGUUGUUGAACCGUAUCCUCGUCAAGGACCACAUCUUCUCUGAUGGCACGAUGCUGCCCAAGGGCACGGCCAUCGCCGCCGCCACGCCAACCACCCACCUCAGCAGCAGCCGUUACGAAGACCCGCUCACAUUUGACGGCUUCCGGUACGUCAAGCUGAAGGCCGGUCACAUCGGAGCAGCAGGCACGGAGCGCAAGUUCGACAUGGUGGGCGUGACAAUCGACUCGUUGGGUUUCGGGCUUGGGCGCCACGCGUGCCCCGGGCGCUUCUUCGCUGCGAACGAGUUGAAGAUAAUGCUUGCCCAGGCAGUGGUUACGUAUGAUAUAAAGUUGGUCGAAGAGGCACGGGGUGUUAGGCCGCCCGAUCUGUGGGUGUCGAUGGCGUGUGUGCCGAACCCGACGGCGCAGGUAUUGUUUAGGAAGCGGGCAGCUGCUUGA
Cyclocybe aegerita is the source of this 1293-nucleotide messenger RNA. The record is from the annotation of a GenBank genome assembly. Lineage: Eukaryota; Fungi; Basidiomycota; Agaricomycetes; Agaricales; Hemipholiotaceae.